This is a messenger RNA of Gossypium arboreum, 2378 nucleotides long. RefSeq names its product probable 1-deoxy-D-xylulose-5-phosphate synthase 2, chloroplastic. Lineage: Eukaryota; Viridiplantae; Streptophyta; Magnoliopsida; Malvales; Malvaceae. The record is from RefSeq and is a predicted model, not a curated record. The transcript has 10 exons. Gene Ontology annotation, biological process: terpenoid biosynthetic process. Bases 129 to 2270 code for a protein of 713 amino acids. Gene Ontology annotation, molecular function: 1-deoxy-D-xylulose-5-phosphate synthase activity.
AAGCCUAUAAAUCACCCUCUUACAUUGCAACCAUGUCCAUCACAAUUCAACAAAGCUAUUACAUUUGAUACUGCUUUUCCACCCAAACAAACACUUUGCAGCUAUUUAAGUUGUUUUGAUUGCAACAUAUGGCAAUGUCUUCUUCCAUUUUUACAACAAAUUUUCUUCCUUUGCAGCAAUCCCAAGAUGAACGUCCCAAGUGUCGAUUCAAUGGAGUUGCAGUGGCCCAGUUAGAACCGGAAAAUGCAAGAAAGACCAUGGUCAAACAAAGUCAACAGACAAGACAAGUGAAAAGAUUCCUUAAUUUCUCAGGAGAAAAACCGUCUACUCCAAUUCUUGAUGCCAUAAACCAUCCCAUUCAUAUGAAGAAUCUUUCCAUCGAGGAGCUUGGGAAGUUAGCUGAUGAGCUACGAGAAGAGGUGGUUUACACAGUGUCAAACACUGGUGGGCAUCUCAGUUCAAACCUUGGGGUGGCUGAGCUAACAGUGGCACUUCACUAUGUUUUCGACACUCCUGUGGAUAAAAUACUUUGGGAUGUUGGGCAUCAGUCCUACCCGCAUAAGAUUUUAACCGGUAGAAGAUCGAGGAUGCAUUCGAUUCGACAAACGUGUGGAUUAGCAGGGUUUCCAAACAGGGAAGAGAGCAUUCAUGAUGCCUUUGGAGCUGGCCAUAGUUCUACUAGCAUUUCAGCUGGUUUAGGGAUGGCAGUUGGAAGAGAUCUGUUAGGGAAGAACAAUCAUGUAAUUGCAGUAAUAGGUGAUGGAGCAAUGACUGCUGGAAUGGCAUAUGAAGCACUCAACAAUGCUGGUUAUCUUGACACUAAUCUCAUCAUCAUCUUGAAUGAUAAUAAGCAAGUUUCGUUGCCGACCGCCACGGUCGACGGUCCGGCUCCUCCAGUUGGAGCUCUUAGCAAAGCACUAACAAAGCUUCAUUCUAACAGGGAAUUUCGUCAACUACGCGAGGCUGCAAAGGGUAUCACAAAGCAAAUCGGUGGGCAAACACAUGAAAUCGCCGCGAAACUCGAUUCCUGCAUGAGAGGAGUAGUCGGUGGUUCGGGAGCUAGCCUGUUUGAAGAAUUAGGAGUAUACUACGUAGGACCAGUGGAUGGUCAUAAUGUAGAAGACCUUGUUUAUGUCAUGAACGAAAUUAAGUCAAUGCCAGCUCCUGGACCUGUUCUCAUUCAUGUCAUUACCGAGAAGGGAAAAGGUUAUGCCCCUGCCGAGGUUGCACCAGAUAAAAUGCAUGGGGUUGUGAAAUUCGAUCCCAAGUCCGGCGAACAAAUGAAGAGCAAGUCAGCAACACGAUCGUAUACUCAGUACUUUUCAGAGUCUUUAAUAGCUGAAGCAGAGGAAGAUGACAAAAUAGUGGGAAUCCAUGCCGCCAUGGGAGGAGGAACCGGGCUUAAUUUGUUCCAAAAACAAUUCCCGGAUCGAUGUUUUGAUGUCGGUAUAGCUGAACAACAUGCUGUUACUUUUGCUGCUGGUUUAGCUUCUGAAGGGCUGAAACCGUUCUGUGCCAUUUACUCUUCCUUCCUACAAAGAGGAUUCGAUCAGGUAGUUCAUGAUGUUGAUCUUCAAAAGCUCCCUGUGAGAUUUGCAAUAGACAGGGCUGGCCUGGUGGGUGCAGAUGGACCGACCCAUUGCGGUGCGUUCGAUACUACUUUUAUGGCAUGUUUGCCUAAUAUGGUGGUAAUGGCACCUUCAAACGAGACUGAGCUGAUGCACAUGGUGGCAACAGCAGCAGCCAUUGAUGAUCGGCCUAGCUGCUUUAGGUACCCCAGAGGCAAUGGCAUUGGUUCUAUUCUCCCACCAAACAACAAAGGAACACCAUUAGAGAUUGGGAAGGGAAGAGUACUAAGAGAAGGAAGUGGCAGGGUGGCCAUUUUGGGGUAUGGAACAAUCGUACAAAGUUGUGUGAAAGCAGCUGAACAACUACAAAUGCAUGGCAUCUCCGCAACGGUGGCGGAUGCUCGUUUUUGUAAGCCAAUCGACGGAGAUUUAUUGAAACAACUAGCUCAAGAACACGAGAUAUUAAUCACCGUGGAAGAAGGAUCAAUCGGAGGGUUCAGCACCCACGUCUCACAUUUCUUGUGCUUGAAUGGACUACUAGAUGGCAAGCUUAAGUGGAGGCCAAUGGUGCUACCAGAUAGAUACAUUGACCAUGGAUCUCAAAGUGAUCAAAUUGAAGAGGCAGGGCUGAGCUCAAAGCAUAUUGCUGCCACAGUUCUUUCACUACUGGGGAUAACUAGGGGAAGCAAAUGUAUUAUAUAAGACAAUAAUAGAAUAAAGGUUUUACGUCAAUAUUUAAAAGCAUGGUGUAAUCAAGAGUUUUUAAUCAAUGUAAAAGAAAAUAUAUAUAGAGAGUAAUAUUUUUUUAAA